This is a messenger RNA of Ectocarpus sp. CCAP 1310/34, 2064 nucleotides long. Lineage: Eukaryota; Phaeophyceae; Ectocarpales; Ectocarpaceae. The record is from the annotation of a GenBank genome assembly.
AUGACAACGGGAAGAUCACAUCAGGCAGGAGUACCGUCGAUCCCGUCCUGUGUCCGAGCAGUCAACUCUGUGCGUUCACUCUCCGUGGCAACAGGUGCCGUGAACCUGCAGCGCUCUUGCACCAUGCGGACGGAGGGAACUACGUGGUUCAUCGGCAACCAGGCGGGGAGCAGCGGGGGCGCCGUGUGUGCCUCCAACGAAUCGGAGGUUGUCAUCACCGGGGCCACUUCUUUCGUAGAAAACACCUCGAUGAACUACGGCGGCGCAGUAAUGGUGACGGAGGGCGCGGCAGUGCGCAUCCGCGGGAACACCACGUUCACCAACAACUACGCCCUGUUCGAUGGAGGGGAGACGACAUUUUGGGGCAACACCGCUGAGGAAGGAGGUGCGGUGUACGCCGACAUCGGCGUUACCGUCGCCCUGUCGGGCACGCAGCGGUACGAGAACAACUCGGCCAGAGGAAACGGAGGUGCAAUCCACCUAACUCUCGCCCAGUAUGCUCUCAUCAAGGGCCAGCCAAGUUUCUUCGGCAACACCGCCCUCGAAGGGUCGGGGGGCGCGAUCUACAGCUCCAACGUCCCACAGGCGACCUUUAAGAACGCCAACUUCACCAGCAACGCCGCCGUGUGGGGGGGCGCCGUGGCAUCGUUCUCCUCCGGCGAGGUGGCCUCCUCCUCCAGCUCCAGCACCCCCUUCCGGACGAGCGGCAGCAGCGGCAGCGGCUACGACCCGGAAGACCUGACGCCUUCGCUCACCACCACCGCGGGAGGCGCCACGACCGUCACCUCGCUGUCUGCGGACCCCGACGCCGACGGUUCUGGCGAAGAAGAAAGGGGUUCUUUCGGCGGCGGCGGCGGCGGCGGCGGCAGCGCCGCCGCGCCCACGAAGUUCCUGGGUUGCGUCUUCGGGGAGAACCACGCCUCCGAGGACGGCGGGGCUAUCUAUUCUGUGGCGGGUUUUGACAUGGUGAAGGAAUCCACCUUCUUCCACAACAUUGCGGCCUCUUCCGGCGGCGCCCUCGUACACGCCGGGGUGAUGGAGGAGAUCUCCGGAACCACCUUCGAGGGCAACGGGGCGGGAAACGAGGGCCCCGCGGUCGUCAGUCUGGGCUUGCUGGUUUACAUGGGAGGGGUUACCUUCGACGGCAACAGUUUCUACUGCGAGGAAGGGACGUUCAGCACGGAGGUCGAAAUCGAGGGGGAGGAAGUGUGCCGCUUCGGCCGCGUGUGCUCGAGGUGCGCCAGCGAGUGCGGCAGCGAGCUGCAGGAUGAAGUCACCGUCGCGGACCCGGAUCUACUUCCCGCAUGCGAAGCGGUUCCCGAGGGGGCCCAGACCACAACCAGAGGAGGCACCCUAGCUACGCUGGAGAUUCUGCCGGGCUACUACCGAUCUUUGGCCACGAGCACGGACAUCAGGGAGUGUUUCUUCGAGGACGCGUGCGAGGGGGGCCAGGUCGUCGGAGAAUACUGCGCGACGGGGUACUCCGGGCCAUAUUGCGCCGUGUGCACGGCCGGUUUCUCCCGGGGAUACUUCCACUCGUGCAAGUCCUGCAUGGGGGAUAGCCGUCGGAGGGCGUUCUACGUAGUCUCCACGGUAGGCGCGCUGGUGCUUCUGGCGGUCGUUUUCCUGGCGGCCAAGCUGGUUUCGGUGGUGGAGAUGACGCCUUCGCGCAAGGCCCCGAGCCGCUGGCAGCGGAAACGGUCAGUGUGGCGGGCGCGCAUAAAGAAGAUUCUGCCGCUUACGGCGAUCAAGAUCGUGGUUGUCGUUUGGCAGAUCGUCACGCAGUACUCCGACGUGGCCGGCGUCGAGUACCCGGGCGCGUACAAGGACUUCUUGUCGGUGAUCGACGUCGUCAAUCUCGACCUCGGCUUCAUCCUCUCCCUGGCGUGCGUGUACGACACCGACUUCUACGACCGGCUGCUGCUGACAACGAUAUGCCCCGCGGUCGUGCUCGGCCUCCUGGGCUGCACUUACCUGGUGGCCCGUCGUCGUAACCGUCGCUCCCAACAGGUGCUCAGUCAAGGAGGCUACACAAAACCUAUACAGUCAAGAAUCCAACACUAA